This is a messenger RNA of Anopheles bellator, 1338 nucleotides long. It is a transcript of the gene Tom20, whose product is annotated as mitochondrial import receptor subunit TOM20 homolog. Gene Ontology annotation, biological process: tRNA import into mitochondrion; protein import into mitochondrial matrix; protein targeting. The record is from RefSeq and is a predicted model, not a curated record. NCBI's taxonomy places the organism in Eukaryota, Metazoa, Arthropoda, Insecta, Diptera, Culicidae. The coding region runs from base 108 to 560 and encodes 150 amino acids. Gene Ontology annotation, cellular component: mitochondrial outer membrane translocase complex; mitochondrial outer membrane. The transcript has 4 exons. Gene Ontology annotation, molecular function: transmembrane protein transporter activity.
UGUGCAGGUCGAACGGUUCCGUCGGACCUUGGCUGCGAGGAACACGGACAUUUGUUUUUUGCUUUAGCUUCCCGUGCGCGGUCCGCAUUUGCUCCGGUAACCAGGAGAUGGAGAUCAGCAAAACGAUUGGCAUUGCGGCCGGAGUGGCCGGUACACUGUUCCUCGGCUACUGCAUAUACUUUGAUCACAAGCGGCGAAAGGAUCCGAGCUUCAAGAAAAAAUUGCGCGAAAGACGGAAGAACAAGAAAUCGGCCGCAUCGGCUGGUCCAAGGACAACAAUUCCGAAUCUGACAGAUCACGAGGAAGUGCAAAGAUUCUUCCUUCAGGAGAUACAAACCGGCGAGUCGCUUAUCGCGGCCGGUGACAUCGAGAACGGUGUGGAGCAUUUGGCCAAUGCGGUGAUCGUGUGCGGUCAACCGACACAGCUGCUACAGAUCCUCCAGCAAACGCUGCCAGCCCAGGUGUUCGCCCUGCUGAUCACACGUAUGCGACAGUACGGCAACCAGGCGAGUGAAAACGACAAAAUUAAGUUGCAGGACAUGAACGACGAUUUGGAGUAGAGGUAGCGCAGAGAGAGAGAGGUUCGUCAGCCGUCGUCUUGUGAGGUUCUACCUCUGGUGACGAUGGUUGCAUUUGCAGAACGGAGCGACAGAAAACACAAAAGCAAUGAUACGGCCAAUUCCGGAAUUCACCAAAUCGAUACCGGUGAUUCCCGCGGCGACAGAGCAGGAAGCGCCAUUCGUUCGUGCACUUCCGUCAGGAGGUUAUACCAUUCUUCGUUCGCGUGUGGUCGCUACUCGCUACUGCAAUUGCACAAAAACUCGUCCCAUUCGUAGUGAAGCCAAAUCCGUUUAGUAAUUCCAAACCAACUGAAAAGCCCGUAACACACACUCGCACACACAUACCACCCUUUUGUUGCUGGAAGUAAAGGACAAGGAUUGUUCGUCGGGUUGAUCCUCUCCGGGAGUUUCUUUCGGGUUUCUCUUCUCCAGUAGGAUGCUCCAGUAUCCUUUGCUGUGCAAAAACUAAAACACCAACAAACGAGGGCGUACUAGCGAGAGAAAGAGUGGCCAUCCGAAACAACCUGACAAGAGCGCUGUAGUGUGUUUAUGUGCAAACUAAUACAGGAGAAGGAACGACCACGAACCUUUACUAAAUCGAUUCACACAAAUUAAAUAAAAAGCAAAUGAAAGAAGAAACUGAAACGGAGUUCCUCGUUGAACCAUCACACAGACCGCAAGCACGGGACGCUUUAGGGACGAAACCCAACAAACAAUCUAUAUGAAUAGAAAAUAGCUUUUCGGAGAAUAAACGAUAUCCAGUGUUAUUUCAUGAAAA